This is a messenger RNA of Papilio xuthus (Asian swallowtail), 530 nucleotides long. RefSeq lists its product as uncharacterized. The record is from RefSeq and is a predicted model, not a curated record. The transcript has 5 exons. The coding region runs from base 150 to 530 and encodes 126 amino acids. Lineage: Eukaryota; Metazoa; Arthropoda; Insecta; Lepidoptera; Papilionidae.
CUUUAUUUCCUUAAUUAUUUUUGCAACAAUUGUUCAUGCAAUGAAUCAGUUCCAUGUACAGAUUUACCGUGUAACAACUAUCCUUUAUAAUGUUAUGAAUAUACAGCAUUUGUCUAAAUUAUUUGUGUUAUAGUGAAAUUUGUGGCAAGAUGUAUAAUUAUCUUCUUUUGUUAUGUGUUAUAUUUGUGUACGUGAAGUGUAUAGAUAAUCUGAUAAUCGGUCCGGAGAGACAUAUUAUAGACAAUGAAAACCCAAAUCUACAUAUUUUACCCAUUAACAGCGGAGCCAGAAAUAUUCCAAAAGCCGCCAAUCCGAAGAUAAAUGGUUUAAAUGUUAAUUUAAUUCAAGGAAAUAUUAAAUGUUGUUGCCCUCAACAAAUACAGUCACAAAACAAAGCAGAGAUAUGUUCGGUAUUUGAUUUUUUUUUAUUUUAUCUAAAAAUGAAAAUUUCUAAAAAUGAAGGAAGAAUGGCUAUGGAAUGGAGAGUGUCGUCCAGUUUGGCUUGUUAUGUUUAUAAAUAUCUGGAUUAA